GUAGUGGGCGCGUGCAGCAGGCAACGAGACCAGACGAGAUCGCAGGUGUCAUUGUGCUCUGUGUAAACAAACAUGAGUUCGCCCUUACAGUCGUCCACCCUCGACAGUUUACCUAAACAGUUUGUGUCCGCGAUGCGUACACUUUUUGAUAUAAUGGACGACAAAAAAACGGGUUACGUUACAUUUUCCGAUAUUGAAAACAGAUGGCAAGACGACGGUUCCAAAGGGUUGCCAAAAGGUGUCAUAGAAAGUUUGCGCAAAGUGACACCCCCUAACGGUCUGCUAACAUUCGAGCGAUUCUGUGCCGGCUUGAAAAUUUGCCUGUUGCGAAAUCAGGUAGAGCAACGAAAUCAAAAUCCGUUAAAACAGCGCGCGGCGCCAGACGUAGGCGGUCAGUCUAAUAACCGUCCACCUUCGGCUCCGCUGCUCGAUUUAGACAAUCCACCUAAACCGCCGUCAUGGACGAAUACCGCCGCCGUACGCCCGAAUAACAUAAUCUCCCAACAAAGGACGAUUAGCAUGCCUCAAUUGAUAACCGAGCGCAAAACUAAGGACCAAGAGAUCGGCGACAUUCACAAUUUUGAAAAACCAGUUCCAAACAUAAACAAGCCGAUGCUCUACGGUCCCCCCAAACCCCCCAGAUCGGCCGUUGGCUUAGAACGCGGAAGCAACAUCGACAGGGCGGAAAUUCGCACGGCAUUACAAAACUGGCAAAUCGGCCUGAUGAUGAACGAGCAGGACAUGAAGGGCGACAAACGCUACGUCGGCGUGCCCAGAACCGGCCGAAGCUUGGGGGAUGGAAAGGCGGCCCCUCAACCCGAUCUUCCCACGACCGGCUUAUAUCAAAAGAAGCCCAACGUCCGCCGAAGAGAACCGCGCCGACACACUCUCCAGAACGGAAUCGACUACAACAUGCUGAAGAGGAUGAAACAGAUCGAACAGGAAAAGGACGUCCUCAUGCAGGGAUUGAGCGGAAUCGAAAAGGCCAGGGAAUGGUACUUGAAACAAAUCGCCGCCGUACAAGAAAAAAUGAAACAUCUAGGAAGAAUGGGUCACCUGGAACAAUGGACCGAAUCUCAACAAGAAAGAUUGGAACUACAAAGGGCACGAGUUCUCGAAGUAAACAGGCAUUUAUCGGCAUUAACCGACAGUUGGGAAAGAGGAGGGCUACCGCUCCAUAUGAACCUUGCAGUUCACCAUUAUCCCCAGCACCACGACCUGACAUCUAGGUUAAAGCAACAGAACCACCUUUUAACAGAGGAAGUGGGAAAGAAAAGCGAACGAAUUACAGUUUUAGAAAGGGAAAAGACGAGCCUAAUCCGAGAACUCCUACAGAUGAGAGGAAAUCGAAAUAAUCAAGAGGAAGCUGUAUUUUAAAAUGCUUUCAAUCGUAUAGCGUACCUGUGAUUUAGGGAUAAGCACAAAGUGACAGUAUUUAUAAUUAAUUUUAAAAAAAUGAUCUAGGUGU
Messenger RNA from Photinus pyralis (common eastern firefly), 1468 nucleotides. RefSeq names its product suppressor APC domain-containing protein 2. The transcript has 3 exons. The coding region runs from base 73 to 1377 and encodes 434 amino acids. Lineage: Eukaryota; Metazoa; Arthropoda; Insecta; Coleoptera; Lampyridae. The record is from RefSeq and is a predicted model, not a curated record.